This is a messenger RNA of Sparassis crispa, 4539 nucleotides long. RefSeq names its product Structural maintenance of chromosomes protein. NCBI's taxonomy places the organism in Eukaryota, Fungi, Basidiomycota, Agaricomycetes, Polyporales, Sparassidaceae. Gene Ontology annotation, biological process: mitotic chromosome condensation. Bases 1 to 4539 code for a protein of 1512 amino acids. Gene Ontology annotation, cellular component: chromosome. The transcript has 20 exons. The record is from RefSeq and is a predicted model, not a curated record. Gene Ontology annotation, molecular function: ATP binding; protein binding; ATP hydrolysis activity.
AUGCCACCCCGUCGGUCGAGUCGCUCGACUCGCGCAUCUAUGGAGCCUAUAGAGACACCCAAACCCCCUCCCGCGAAACCCCUUCCCAAGCGCAAACGCUCCGAAGCGCCAGAGCCCCUGGUGGCCGAGCAAGAAAACAUCAAACCUCUUGCCAGAUCGCGCAGAUCGACAUCAACAGGUUCCAGCGCUGCAUCGACGGUGAAGAGAAGGGUUUCGACGCGCUCAAGGAAGUCAUUGGAAGAAGUACCAGAGACAGAUGAAGAACAGGAGGUGGAGGCCCCUCCACCCGCGAAAAAAUCGCGUCCGUCGUUAGAACCCGAGCCUGAGGAAGUGGAAAUGGUGGAUGUGGACGAGAAGGAAGAAGUGCAGCCCACGAAGACAAAGCGGGCUUCGUCCAGGAAGCCUGCGACCACAACCAAAGGCGCCACGCGUGCCUCCAGUCGUGCCGCCAAAGUGCCGCCUAAAUCUCGAAGGGCCAAAAUCAUGGAUUCAGAUGAUGAAGAGCCAAAAGCUGUCGAGGUUUCUGACGACGAAGCUCCCAAACCACUCAAGGGUAGGAGGGUCCCUGCAACAAAGGCGGUGGUGAUCUCAGAAGAUGAAGAGGAGGCUCCGCGAUCAAGUCCUAAGGGCAAAACUAUGCAGGUAGAUGAACAGCCCGAGGCAGACGAGCCGGCACAAGCUCAGGCCAAUGCCGAGGAAGAGGAGGCUGAGGUAGUUUUGGCAUCAAAGCCAGAGGACGACGGCGUUAAGUCUGGAGUUGAGGAGGAAGAGCAAUCGCUGCUAGACCACCCUGACCUGGCCCCUCCACUUUCUCAAUCACAACCCGCUGCGCCAGAGGAACCUCAGGGCCCCAAGUCUCGCCUAGUCAUCCACAAGAUGGCCCUCGUGAACUUCAAGAGUUACGCUGGCAGGCAGGAAAUUGGUCCAUUCCACAAAUCGUUUUCAUCCAUUGUCGGUCCGAACGGGUCUGGAAAGUCGAACACGAUCGACGCACUCCUAUUCGUGUUCGGAUACCGUGCGUCCAAGAUGCGGCAGGGCAAGCUCUCCGAGCUUAUUCACAAUUCUGCGCGGCAUCCCGACCUUGAUGAUUGCAGUGUGGAAGUGCACUUCCGCGACAUCACCGAUCUGCCCGGACGCGAUGCCUUCGAGAUUGUCCCUGGCUCCGACCUCGUCGUGGCGCGCACCGCGUAUAAGAACAACGCCAGCAGGUACAGUAUCAAUGGGCGGCAGAGUAACUACACUGAAGGCGAAGUUGAAUCCAUCGCGCAAAUGAAGCCCAAGGCGGCGACCGAGCACGAAGACGGUCUCCUUGAGUACCUCGAGGAUAUCAUCGGCACGUCACAGUACAAGGCGCCGAUCGACGAGGCGCUCGUCGAGAUGGAGCGCUACGCCGAGGACCGUGUGGAGAAGCUUAAUAGGCUGCGCAUCGUCGAGCGCGACCGGAAAGCUCUGGAGGGGAAGAAGCGCGAGGCCGAGGAGUACCUCCGCCUACAGAACGAGCACGUCCGCGCGCUCUCGCGCCUGUGGCAGUGGUACCUGUGGAAGUGUCUGUUGAAUGCGGAGCAGUAUGAGAAGGUCAUGGCUCGGACCGAGAAGGAGCUCGCAGAUGAGCGGGAGCGGAACCGCGACGACAUCACACAUUUGGAAAUGCUUGAAAAGCAUUACGCGCAACGUACUGCUGCGUACGAGGAAGUCAAAGCUGCCGCAGCCGAGGCUGUCAAAGACCUUGCAGUUCAUGAGAAGCAGCAAGUCAGCUUGGAGGAGCGACGGAAACAUGCUAACGGCAAGGCCAAGAAGCUCAAGAAGACUAUGCAAGAUGAUGAGCAUGCACUAGCCGAAGCAGUCCGUGCGGUGAAGGACAACGGCUCUAAGAUGGUGAGCGAAAAGGCCACGGUGGAAGAGUUCGAGGAAUCCCUGGCGGAAGAAGAGAAAGUGCUUGAAGAGAUUCGAGAUAGCCUGAAAGACAAGACACAGGUGUUCCAUGAUCAGAUCGAAGUGAAGCAGAAGGAACUCCAGCCUUGGAACGCGAAGAUCAACGCGAAGCAAGCAGAAAUCGAUGUUGCCACCAGCGAGCGUGAUAUGCUCGCCAACAAGGCAGAGGCUGCAAAGGCCGCGCGUGCGGACGCCCAGGAAGCCCUCGAGAAACUGCAGGCUGAUCAUGACGCGAAGACUACGGAGCUGGAAGAGCUGAAAGGCAGCAAAGCCAAUAAGCAGAAGGAGAUCAAGGAUGGGGAGAGGAAACUGCAGGAUACGCGAGCCAGGGUACAGGAGUUGCGUUCCAAAGCCUCGUCUUCACGACAGAAAACCGACGAGGCAAGGGCAUCGCAAGCCGCUAGCACCUCGCAGAACAAGGUGCUGGAUAGUUUGACUCGCCUCAAGAAUGCAGGUCGUAUCUCCGGAUUCCAUGGCCGUCUCGGCAGCUUGGGGACAAUUCCCGACAAGUACGAUGUUGCAGUGUCCACUGCAUGUGGAGCCCUCAACAACCUCAUUGUUGACACUGUCGAACAAGGCCAAGCAUGUAUUGAAUACCUGCGCAAGCAGAACGUUGGCCGUGCGUCCUUCAUCGUCCUCGAGAAAUUGUCCGGCAACGGGCUGAACAAGAUCCCCACCCCGGAGAACGUGCCGAGGCUCUUUGACCUAAUCACUCCGAAGGAUCCGCGCUUCGCCCCAGCGUUCUUCAAGGGCGUCGGAAACACACUCGUCGCGAACGAUCUCGAUCAGGCAAACCGUAUCGCUUUUGGGGGUCAGAGAAGGUGGCGCGUCGUGACCCUCGCGGGCCAGCUUAUCGAUUCGUCGGGUACCAUGUCCGGAGGCGGCAACCACGUCGCUAAAGGUGGAAUGAGCUCCAAACUUGCGGCGGAUGCGGUCUCGCCCGAAGUGCUCAGGAGGUACGAGCAGGAUAGCGAACAGGCCGCCCGGGCGCUCGAGGAGAGCCUCCAAGAGCUUCGUGAGAUGGAAUCUGCAUGGGACGCCAUCACAAGAUCUAGUCCGCAGCUUGACAUUGAUAUCGAGAAAAUCUCCCUUGAUAUCGGGACUGGCGCCAGGCGCAUUGUUGAAGCCGAGAAGAGACUCCGUGAACUCAAAUCACAGAGCAAACCGGACGCUGAUGACGUCUCCAGAGUUGCUGCGCUAGAGCAAGAGAUUGCGAAUUCGACUGCAAAACUGGAGGGGUUGCAAGAGAAGGCAGGCUCCAUUGAGAAGGAGAUCAAGGUUCUGGAGAAAAAGAUCCUUGAGAUCGGAGGUGCGCGCUUGCUGUCGCAGAAGUCGAAGGUCGAUGGAAUCCGCCUGCACAUCAACCUUGCCAACGAUGAGAUCACCAAGGCGGAGGUUGCAAAGGCUAAAGCGGAGAAGGACACAGUGAAGCUGGAGAGCUCGAUCGAGACCAACAGCGCGAGCAUCAAGGAGGUUGAAGCCGAGGUUAAGGACCUUAGUGCCAAGCUCACCGAAUGCACUGACUAUGUGGAUGAACUUCGCAUCAGCGUUGACAAAGCCCAGGUUGCCGCGGAGAGCUCUAAGGACGACCUAGAUAGCCUCAAGACCGAGCUCGAUACGAAAACUGAAGAGAUCCAAGCGUUCCGACAAAAAGAGAUGGAGCUCUCACAACGCCUUACAGACGCGAAGAAGGAUUGGACUGAUAACGACCGCUUGUUGGAACACUGGCAGGACGAACACGAUAAGUUGAAGCUUGAGGACAUAGACGAUGAUGAUGAGGAUGAAGAGGACGGGAAGGCAGAGCCAGAGGUGUCCGGAGAGGGCGCGCUGAAACAAGAGCGAGGAGGCGCGCCGAAACCGAAUGCCCGUGAACAUUCACCUUCCUACGAACUGCACACCUACAGUGCUGUGGAACUGUCUGUUUUCAAGAGAGAUGAGCUCAUUGCUGAUGCUGAGCUGCUUGACGAGAAACUCAAGAACUCAAAACCGGACCUCAGUGUGCUCAAGGACUACAGGAAGCGUGAAGAAGAAUUCUUGAAGCGCGCACACGACCUUGAGCAAGUCACGAAACUACGUGACGCCAAGAAACAAGAGUACGAUGGUCUCAGGAAACAGCGGCUUGAUGAAUUUAUGACUGGCUUCAACACUAUCUCCUUAAAGUUGAAGGAGAUGUACCAGAUGAUUACUCUCGGAGGUAACGCGGAGUUGGAGCUUGUGGACAGCAUGGAUCCCUUCUCCGAGGGUAUCAUCUUCAGUGUGAUGCCGCCGAAGAAAAGCUGGAAGAACAUUUCCAAUUUGUCAGGUGGUGAGAAGACAUUGAGUUCUCUUGCACUGGUCUUCGCGUUACACGUUUACAAGCCUACGCCUUUGUACUUCAUGGAUGAGAUUGAUGCCGCUUUGGAUUUUCGCAAUGUAUCGAUUGUCGCCAACUAUAUCAAGGACCGUACGAAGAACGCACAAUUUAUUAUUAUUUCGCUUCGAAACGAUAUGUUUGAGCUGAGCCAUCGGCUCAUUGGUAUAUACAAGACCGCCAAUGCCACUCGCAGUAUUUCUAUCGACAACCAGCCUUUGCAUGCUAUCCCACUGAAUGUUGCUCGAGCAUCAUAG